This is a messenger RNA of Alosa sapidissima (American shad), 4318 nucleotides long. It is a transcript of the gene cand1, whose product is annotated as cullin-associated and neddylation-dissociated 1. NCBI's taxonomy places the organism in Eukaryota, Metazoa, Chordata, Actinopteri, Clupeiformes, Clupeidae. The record is from RefSeq and is a predicted model, not a curated record. The transcript has 15 exons. Gene Ontology annotation, cellular component: nucleus. Bases 253 to 3951 code for a protein of 1232 amino acids. Gene Ontology annotation, biological process: SCF complex assembly; protein ubiquitination.
CGUCUGGUCUAGCAGCUCCUCCCUCUGCAGAGCGAAGUAGGAUCUCCAUUCAAACACAUCCAAACUCCGCGGGAUGAGUAUCAAUUUUACACUUACUAGCUGCUGAUCACCACUUCGCCAUUAACAUAAGGAAAGUAAAUUAGGAGAAUCUGUAGCAUUUGACGCCCGCAAUAGUGAAACGAUUGGACAGUUAAUUCUGGACCGCGAUAUACACAAGUGGUUGCUAGCAAGCUAUUCCAACAGACUGCAAACAUGGCGAGCGCCUCAUACCAUAUCUCUAAUCUUUUGGAAAAAAUGACAUCUAGCGAUAAGGAUUUUAGAUUCAUGGCCACUAACGACUUGAUGUCAGAGCUGCAGAAGGACUCAAUCAAGCUGGACGACGACAGCGAACGUAAGGUGGUCAAGAUGAUCCUUAAGCUGCUGGAGGACAAGAACGGAGAAGUGCAGAACCUGGCUGUCAAAUGCCUGGGCCCGCUGGUCAGUAAGGUGAAGGAGUACCAAGUGGAGACAAUCGUGGACACAUUGUGCACCAACAUGCUGUCGGACAAGGAGCAGCUCAGAGACAUCUCCAGCAUCGGCCUGAAGACGGUCAUCGGAGAGCUGCCACCCGCCUCCAGCGGCUCAGCGCUGGCAGCGAGUGUGUGUAAAAAGAUCACAGGACGUCUCACAAGUGCCAUUGCCAAACAGGAGGAUGUGUCCGUGCAGCUCGAGGCUUUGGACAUCAUGGCAGACAUGUUGAGCAGGCAGGGUGGUCUGCUGGUGAACUUCCACCCAUCCAUCCUGAGCUGCCUGCUGCCCCAGCUGACCAGCCCACGGCUGGCCGUACGCAAGCGCACCAUCAUCGCCCUGGGCCAUCUGGUGAUGAGCUGCGGCAACCUGGUGUUUGUGGACCUCAUCGAGCACCUGCUGUCCGAGCUCUCGCGCAACGACUCCAUGUCCACCACGCGCACCUACAUCCAAUGCAUCGCCGCCAUCAGCCGCCAGGCCGGACACAGGAUUGGCGAGUAUCUGGAGAAGAUCAUCCCGUUGGUGGUGAAGUUCUGUAACGUGGAUGACGAUGAGCUGAGGGAGUACUGCAUCCAGGCCUUUGAGUCGUUCGUCAGGAGGUGUCCAAAGGAAGUGUACCCACAUGUGCCCACGGUUAUCAGCAUCUGUCUGAAGUAUCUGACCUAUGACCCCAACUAUAACUACGAUGACGACGAUGAGGAUGAGAAUGCCAUGGAUGCCGACGGAAACGAUGAAGAUUACCAAGGAAGUGAUGACGAGUACAGCGAUGAUGACGACAUGAGCUGGAAGGUGCGUCGGGCGGCGGCCAAGUGCCUGGACGCGGUGGUGAGCACGCGGCACGAGAUGCUGCCCGAGUUCUACCGCUCGGUGUCGCCGGCGCUCAUCGCCCGCUUCAAGGAGCGCGAGGAGAACGUGAAGGCCGAUGUGUUCCACGCCUACCUCUCGCUGCUCAAGCAGACGCGGCCAGCCCAGAGCUGGCUGUGUGACCCCGACGCCAUGGAGCAGGGAGAGACCCCGCUCACCAUGCUGCAGAGCCAGGUGGGGGUGCCCAUGAUCGUGAAGGCCUUGCACAAACAGCUGAAGGAGAAGAGUGUGAAGACUCGCCAGUGCUGCUUCAACAUGCUGACUGAGCUCGUCAAUGUGCUACCCGGAGCGCUCACGCAACACAUCCCUGUGCUGGUCCCAGGAAUCAUCUUCUCCCUCAACGACAAGUCCAGCUCGUCCAACCUGAAGAUUGACGCGCUGUCCUGCCUGUACGUGAUCCUGUGCAACCACCAGCCGCACGUCUUCCACCCGCAUGUCCAGGCUCUGGUGCCCCCAGUGGUGGCGUGCGUGGGCGACCCCUUCUACAAGAUCACCUCGGAGGCUCUGCUGGUCACCCAGCAGCUGGUCAAGGUCAUCCGGCCGCUGGAGACGCCGGACGCCUUCGACGCCACGCCGUACAUCGGCGACCUGUUCGCCUGCACCAUCAAGCGGCUCAAGGCGGCCGACAUCGACCAGGAGGUGAAGGAGCGCGCCAUCUCGUGCAUGGGUCAGAUCAUCUGUAACCUGGGCGACAGUCUCGGCGCCGACCUGCCCGGCACGCUGCUCAUCUUCCUGGAGCGUCUGAAGAACGAGAUCACGCGGCUGACCACGGUCAAGGCGCUGACGCUGAUCGCCGGCUCGCCUCUGCACAUCGACCUGCGUCCCGUGCUGGCCGAGGCCGUGCCCAUCCUGGCAUCGUUCCUGCGCAAGAACCAGCGGGCGCUCAAGCUGGGCACCCUGGCCGCGCUGGACAUCCUGGUGCAGAGCUACAGCGACAGCGUGACGCCGGCCAUGAUCGACGCCGUCCUGGCCGAGCUGCCGGCGCUCAUCAGCGAGAGCGACAUGCACGUCUCGCAGAUGGCCAUCAGCUUCCUGACCACCCUUGCGCGCGUCCACCCCGAGGCGCUGGCCAAGAUCAGCGGCGCCAUCCUGGCCGAGCUCAUGGCGCUGGUGCGCUCUCCGCUCCUCCAGGGCGGCGCUCUGGCCGCCAUGCUGGACUUCUUCCAGGCGCUGGUGGGCACCGGCACGGCCAGCCUGGGCUACAUGGACCUGCUGCGCAUGCUCACGGGCCCCGUGUACGCGCAGAGCUCCGCGCUCGCCCACAAGCAGUCCUACUACUCCAUCGCCAAGUGCGUGGCCGCCCUGACCCGUGCCUGCCCCAAGGAGGGCCCCGCCGUGGUGGGUCAGUUCAUCCAGGACGUCAAGAACUCGCGCUCGACCGACUCGAUCCGUCUGCUGGCGCUGCUGGCGCUGGGCGAGGUGGGUCACCACCUGGACCUCAGCGGCCAGCCCGAGCUCAAGGCAGUCAUCCUGGACGCGUUCGGCUCAACCAGCGAGGAGGUCAAGUCGGCGGCGUCGUACGCGCUGGGGAGCAUCGCCGUGGGCAACCUGCCCGAGUACCUGCCCUUCGUGCUGCAGGAGAUCACCGGUCAGCCCAAGCGUCAGUACCUGCUGCUGCACUCGCUGAAGGAGAUCAUCAGCUCGGCGGCGGUGGCGGGCUUGAGGCCGUACGUGGAGAGUGUCUGGUCACUACUGCUCACGCACUGCGAGUGCACUGAAGAGGGCACGCGCAAUGUGGUGGCAGAGUGCCUGGGCAAGCUCACACUCAUCGACCCCGAGACGCUGCUGCCGCGCCUGAAGGGCUACCUGCUGUCCGGAUCCUCAUAUGCUAGAAGUUCUGUCGUGACAGCCGUCAAGUUCACCAUCUCAGAUCACCCACAGACCAUCGACCCCCUACUGAAAAACUGCAUAGGUGACUUCUUGAAGACGUUGGAAGACCCGGAUCUUAACGUGCGAAGGGUUGCUCUAGUGACGUUCAACUCGGCCGCUCACAAUAAGCCGUCACUGAUCCGAGACCUGUUGGACACAGUGCUGCCCCACCUGUACAAUGAAACCAAAGUGCGCAAGGAGCUCAUCAGAGAGGUGGAGAUGGGUCCGUUCAAGCACACCGUGGACGAUGGGCUGGACAUCAGAAAGGCGGCGUUCGAGUGUAUGUACACACUGCUGGACAGUUGCCUGGACCGACUGGACAUCUUCGAGUUCCUCAAUCACGUGGAGGACGGGCUCAAGGACCAUUACGACAUCAAGAUGCUGACAUUCCUGAUGCUGGCAAGGCUGUCCUCCCUGUGUCCCAGUGCUGUGCUGCAGAGGCUCGACAGACUGGUGGAGCCACUCCGAGCCACCUGCACCACCAAGGUGAAGGCGAACUCAGUCAAGCAGGAGUUUGAGAAGCAGGACGAGCUGAAGCGCUCGGCGAUGCGGGCAGUGGCGGCCCUGCUGACCAUCCCCGAGGCGGAGAAGAGCCCGCUGAUGAGCGAGUUCCAGUCGCAGAUCAGCGCCAACCCGGAACUCGCCGCCAUCUUCGACAGCAUCCAGCGCGACUCCACCUCCGCCAACAUGGAGUCCAUGGACACCAGCUAAGCACCCAAAAAACCCACAUGGAGCAAAAAAAAAAAGAAAGUAAAGAAACACCACACCAUACAGCGAUGGUGUUAAAUGAUGGUGACGAAGACAAAACUGACUUAAUGAAAUAUGAAAUCACCCCCCCCCCCCCCCCCCCCAUGACAACGAUGCGCUCUUCUUUUUCUUCGUCCUUGUCGUUUUCCCCACAAGAUUAAAUUGCAUUUAAGAGAAGAAGAAAAAAAGACAGAACUUGAAAGAAAUACAACCUCCAUGAAAGGAGAAGCCUUUUAUUGUUCCAUGCAUUGCACUGAUUCAGCCGUUACAGGAGGAAACAAGAAAAAUAAGAAAAAGAAAAAAAAGUGAGAAAAAAAGACUAAAAACAAAA